GUGAGUGGCGUUUUUUAAAGUUCGUUCGCCAGGGUUACCAAGAAAAUUCGACGACAAUGGUAUGCUCGCGAAAAACUUAUGAUAUUGCAAUAUGCAUAAAGAGUCCAAAGCAAAAGAGCUGCUGCAAAAAGUUUGAUAUUGAACCAAAGCAAAUAAGAGAUUGGGAGAGAAAAAGAGAGCAACUUAUAUCUUCAGCUUAUAUUAAAAAGUUACAUCCGGGAAUGUCUUCAAGUUUACCUGAAUUAGAAAACCUGUUAUUUCAGUGGGACAGAGUUUAA
Funneliformis caledonium is the source of this 278-nucleotide messenger RNA. The record is from the annotation of a GenBank genome assembly. Lineage: Eukaryota; Fungi; Glomeromycota; Glomeromycetes; Glomerales; Glomeraceae.